AUGAGUUUUGGUGCUCCCGUGUUCAAGAUCGUGAAGAACUGGGAAGAACAGCACGAGCGUGCUGCCCUCCAUCCCCUCCCUGGCCCACUGCGCCGCCGCCUGGCCUUCCCGCCGCCAUCCCUGGCCCACCCCGCCAUCUGCCGCAGAGCCGCCGCAGGCCCCGCUCGAUCCGCCCUGCUCCCGCUCACCGGCGGCCGGCCCACACACGUGCAACCCCAGCCACCGCGCGGCCGCCCCAUUCGCUCGCCUCCGCAAGCCGCUUCACCCUCCCGCGCCAAGCAGCUAAGGCCGUCCAUCUCGCCACAGCUCCGUGUCUGCGCUCUCCUGCUCGCAGCAUCAGCCGCGCGCUGCCAGCCGCUCCUUCCGCUUCCCCCACGUCAACCGCCGCCCAAGCCACCAGCCCCACCUUCCUCCGCCUGGGUCAACGCCCGCUUCAGGACCCGCCCCACGCUGCUCCUCAACCAGGCUGACCUGCAUCCGCUCAAGCCAGGCCAGCUCGCAUCUUGUGUUACUAGUGCUGAUCUAUCUUUCCCCCAUCUUUUCCCCAUCGAUUCCAUCCAAUUUAGAGCAGAUCUGGUCAAUUUUCGUUCGGCUUUGGUCAAGAACAGAAGCAGUUCUUCGAGUCGUUCAUCGCGUUCUGUUCUUCCCGAGCUGCCCACUCCUCCCCUGUUCACUGCUGGCCACGACGCCCCGCUCAGCGCCGCCCUCCUCGCUCCACUCGCCUGCGCGCAUCGCCGGCCUGCGCCAAGCUCCACCCCACGCCGCACCAUUCCGCUCGCCUCGCGCAGACCAGCAUCCCUACCGCCCGCUCGACCACCAGGCCAACCAUCGCCCGCGCAAGCCGCCGCCCCACGCGCAAACCGCAUUGGCCGGAACGCGCUGCUCGCCACCAGGCUCGCAACAGCCCACGCCGCGCCGCCCUCCAUCUGCCUCCGCCCUGGUCCGGCCCCACCUCACUGCCGCGCUGCCGCCGGCCAACCACCGCCUCCCUGCAGCACGCCCCAGAUCGAGCCGCACGCUCGCGACGCAUCCCACGCGCCCGCUCGCCACCUGCAGCAAAGCUCGCCCCCAUCGCGCCUUGGCCCCAUCACCAGCACAGCUCCGGCCGCGCGCUCACCCUGCUUGACCCGCUCUGCAUCGCGCGGCGCCCCAUUCGCCCGCGCCCCGCUUGAUCUCUGCCACGGCCAGCUCUUCCUGUUCCCGCUAACCCUGCGGCCCGCCUGCUUAGCCGCCGCGCCGCUCGUCACCAUCAACAACAGUAACUGCCGCUCCAACCGCAAGCACAAGCUAGCAAGCCAAUUUCCAUUCAUACGCAUGCAGCAAUUUACAUUGCCGCGCGCGCAUCCCUACUCCUGCUAG
Lolium perenne is the source of this 1359-nucleotide messenger RNA. The record is from RefSeq and is a predicted model, not a curated record. NCBI's taxonomy places the organism in Eukaryota, Viridiplantae, Streptophyta, Magnoliopsida, Poales, Poaceae.